Betta splendens (Siamese fighting fish) is the source of this 1921-nucleotide messenger RNA. It is a transcript of the gene ada2b, whose product is annotated as adenosine deaminase 2b. Gene Ontology annotation, biological process: adenosine catabolic process; inosine biosynthetic process. The coding region runs from base 176 to 1756 and encodes 526 amino acids. The transcript has 9 exons. The record is from RefSeq and is a predicted model, not a curated record. Gene Ontology annotation, molecular function: adenosine deaminase activity. Lineage: Eukaryota; Metazoa; Chordata; Actinopteri; Anabantiformes; Osphronemidae.
GGUCAGGCAAAAAAAUUGUCCAGUUACCCAGAGACUCGGGGUCUUUUGCUGACAUGCAGAGCUGAGUGAGGAGCUGGUGGAAAAACAAGCGGAGCCUCUGGAAUACGCCGAGAACUGUCAACGAACACAAGCAGCAUCUUCCUGAGGACAGCGCCCCCCGGUGGCACACAGGGACAUGGUGUCCGUCUGCCAGGCCGUGCUCACCUCUGUGCUCCUUGUGUCCUGGGUGAAGAUGACGAACUUGAUGCCCGAUCCGAGUCGGAGAGACCUGCUGAUGCGGCAGGAAGUGUCCAGACGGACCGGGGGCCGAGUGGCGCUGACGGCGGCCGAGCAGAGGCUGGACGCUCGGCUGCAUCGGCUGAAGGAGCAGGAGAUGUCCGCGGCCCAGUUCCCACCUGCUCUCCACUUCUUUAAGGCAAAGCCUCUCAUCCAGAGGAGCUCCAUCUUCAAGCUGCUGCAGAAGAUGCCCAAAGGUGCAGCAGCGGCCGGGAUGGUGUCCUGCGAGGCCUGGACCUGCUCCAGCACUAACGUCCUGCUGUUGCCCGCAGGUGCGGCCCUGCACAUCCACAGCUCCUCCCUGGUGGGAGUGGACUGGCUGGUGGAGAACGUCACCUACAGGCCUCACUGCUACGUCUGCUUCACCUGGGACAACUCGGUCCGCUUCGUGUUCUCGAGUCGCCAUCCUUUCCCACGGUGGGACUGCUUCUACUGGCAGCUGCUGGAGACUUUGAGGGCCAAACUGAAGGACUCCGCAGGCUUUGAUAACAGUUUGAAGCAGCACCUGACGCUGGUCACAGAGGAUCCGGAUGGUGCGUACCCCAGCCAGGAUGCCGUGUGGGAGAAGUUUGAGAAGGCCUUCAUAGCGGCUGCCGGGCUGAUCACUCACGCUCCUGUGCUGAGGGACUACUACUACAAAGGCCUGGAGGAGCUCCACCACGACAACGUCAUGUACCUGGAGCUUCGCAGUGGCCUCUCAAGGACAUAUGAGCUUGAUGGAACCAUUCACGAUAAGGCCUGGACUCUGAAAACCUUCCAGGAAGUCACAAAGAAAUUCACAGCGGAUCAUCCAGACUUCCUCGGCGCCCGGGUCAUAGUUUCAGUCCACAGGGCUCUGUCUGUGUCAGAGGUCAAGGCGGCUGUAAAAGAAGCUAUUCAGCUGCAGAAGGAGUUCCCAGACGUUGUUGCGGGGUUUGACUUGGUUGGCAGGGAGGACAGUGGGAGGACCCUCUGGUACUUCAGGGAAGCACUUUCUCUGCCGGCGGAGCUCGGGGCCACUCUGCCGUACUUCUUUCACGCCGGGGAGACAGAUACUGAAGGUACAGAUGUUGAUCAGAACAUUCUUGAUGCGCUUCUGUUCAACACCACCCGCAUCGGGCACGGCUAUGCCCUGGCGCACCACCCGCUCGCCAAAGAGCUUUCCAGGGAAAGCAGCGUGGCUGUAGAGCUGUGCCCCAUCUCAAACCAGGUGUUGAAGCUGGUAUCGGACCUUCGGAACCACCCUGCGGCUGUGCUGAUGUCUGAGGGUCACCCGAUGGUGAUCAGCUCGGACGACCCGUCUCUGUUCGGCACCACGGGCCUCUCUUACGACUUCUAUCAAGCUUUUGUGGGCAUUGGAGGGUUAAAGUCGAACCUGGGCACUUUGAAAGAACUGGCCGUCAACUCAAUCAGCUACAGCUCGCUACCAGCUCAUCUGAAGAACCGGGCUCAGGUCAUGUGGCAGAACAAGUGGGACACCUUCAUAGCUGACAAUGCAUGACGGCCAAAACACAAGCACCUCUUCUGACUCGCAUCAUCUGGGUGACCAGGCAAAAAGCUUCUUUAGUAGUUAGUAACUAGAGUUUAACGCGUGAGCUUAUAUUAAGAGUUUUCCAAAAAAAACACAACAAUUGUGCAGGAAUAAAUAAAACCUCUCUGUGAUCCA